Lactuca virosa is the source of this 1300-nucleotide messenger RNA. The record is from the annotation of a GenBank genome assembly. Lineage: Eukaryota; Viridiplantae; Streptophyta; Magnoliopsida; Asterales; Asteraceae.
UAUCCACAAAAUGUUGGAAGGGGUUUGUUCGAAUUGCAAAGAGAUGUUUGCUUAGCCAUCCAAAGGAGCGCCCUACCAUGGCUGAGGUUGUUUUCAGUCUUGAAUAUGCACUGAACAUACAAGACAAAAUCAAUAGUUCCUUGCAGGCUGGUGGCAAAACAAUAUUUAGAAGAAUGUCUGAUAGGUUUCCCUUUGCCUCCAGUGUAGAGAACUCUGCCCAUGAUGAUUUAAAGUUCUGGAAAGGUAUCCAGAGGUUGGGUUGAAAACAACACUUUCAUCUCUACAAAUCCUGAUGUUGGUAUUAGGAAGCACAAAGAAGAAGGUUUUCAGCGACAUACUACAAGUCUGCUCAUGGAAAGGCGGGGCUAUGGGUAAGAAUAUAUAAAUCGUUACAAGAUGAUGACAAGAUGAUGACAAGUUAUUCUUGUAUGUGGCACAACAUGUGUUGGAAAGUGAACAAUUGCUACCCAUCUUGGUCAAAGGCUAAACUUGCCAAAUGUUUUACAGCUAGAACAAACUCAAAGUGGACACCUUUUUCACUUCUCCAUGACGCCUCAAGUAAUGUUCAGAACCAUUUAAAGAAGAAUACUUUUGUGAAGAAGGAUAUGGGGCCACGAAUCUAGAUAGAUGAUAUCUUUACAGGAAUCUCUGAACCUAGUGAUGAUUCUGAUGUUGAAUGGAAUAUGACCAGGGACAAAAGAUGAAUAUGAUGUUGAAUGGGAUCAGGUGGUUUUCAAAAGAAUUGGGGAAAUUGGAUUUUAAUAUGGAAUUCAAUACUAAUGAAGGAGAAGAUAAUACUACUGGAGAACGAGGCAUCCAAGUUAUUAUUGCCGGUGCAGGGGGUGCAGCCCAUUUGCCAGGUAUGGUAGCUGCAGAGGCAUCACAAUUAUUAUUGCUGGUGCAGGGGUGCAGCCCAUUUACCAGGUAUGGUAGCUGCAUUGACACCCUUACCUGUCAUUGGAGUUCCUGUGCGUGCUUCAGCAUUAGAUGGCCUUGACUCCCUUCUCUCAAUUGUUUAGUAUUGGGGCAUGUUCAUCAUGCAGCGUACUGAAGGAGAAACCAAACCUGAGAAAGAGAAAGUGGAAGAUGUAAAGGGGAUGAUGGCAUUGAAAGAAAUAACAAUGAUACAGAUGUUAAACCCACUGAAAAGGUUGAGGAUGCUUCCUAGAAAGAAAGUGAAUCCAGUGUGAUUAAGGAGGACGUGUCUGAAGCUGAAGCACUUCCUGUGACUAUAGUAAGCCAAAAUUUCCUUGUUGAGUUUCUCAGUUUAUGUUUCUUGUUUUCCCAUUAUAAUAUCUUA